This is a messenger RNA of Triticum dicoccoides, 2494 nucleotides long. Its product is annotated as pentatricopeptide repeat-containing protein At1g07590, mitochondrial-like. Gene Ontology annotation, molecular function: protein binding. The transcript is spliced from 2 exons. The record is from RefSeq and is a predicted model, not a curated record. Bases 363 to 1619 code for a protein of 418 amino acids. Gene Ontology annotation, cellular component: mitochondrion. NCBI's taxonomy places the organism in Eukaryota, Viridiplantae, Streptophyta, Magnoliopsida, Poales, Poaceae.
CCGAACGCGAAGGACGGUUGGUUCAGACAGAACCUGGAAGCGGCAGGAGGAGCCAUCUCGGCCCCCGCGGAACCUCGAUCUGUGCUCUGAGGCUCUGAGCAGUGCGGACGCUGUCCUGGCUGCUGCAGCUGUGACUGUUGGGAGGCAGAGGCGGAGUCGUGCGCGCCAGGUGUUCGACGAGGUGCCGCAACCAUGUUAACGCCAUUGCGCGUGUUGCUGCGGUGCCGUCGGCCGCCGAUCCGCGCCGCCGCCACGUUCUUUACCAGCUCGGGAAGCGCACCCCUCGCGCCUCCUCCUGCGCUUGUGGAGACCGCUGAUGAGUCGGAGCAGGAGGGGUCGUCCAUCGCACCGGACUCCAGGUCAUGGAAUGGGUGAUCAGAGAGAGACCCUACAAGCUGAGUGAGCUUGAUUACUCCUAUCUCCUAGAGUUCACAGCUAAAGUUCAUGGCAUUUCUGAAGCCGAGAGCCUCUUCCUCCGUAUACCUCAAGAAUUCCGGAAUGAGCUGCUCUACAAUAACCUUGUAAUGGCUUGUUUGGAGCAGGGCUUGAUUAAGCUUUCAUAUGGUUACCUGAGGAAGAUGAGGGAACUGUCCCUGCCAAUUUCACCGUACGUUUACAAUCGCUUGAUCAUCCUCCAUUCUUCUGAGGGGCGUAGGAAGACUAUCUCCAAAAUCCUCGCUCAGAUGAAAGCCAGUAGAGUGACCCCCCACACCUCAACCUACAACAUCUUGCUGAAAAUACAGGCCAAUGAUCACAAUAUUGAUGGAGUGGCGAGGGUGUUCAGUGAUAUGAAAAGAGCAAAGAUUGAGCCAAAUGAGAUCACUUAUGGCAUUCUAGCAAUUUCACAUGCUGUAGCAAGGCUAUAUACUGUUUCCCAGACAUACAUAGAAGCCAUCAAGAAUUCUAUGACAGGUACUAACUGGUCUACACAGGAAAUUCUUCUUAUCUUGUAUGGGUACCUUGGAAAGGAACAUGAGCUAAAGAUGACGUGGAACCUCAUGCAAUGCCUUCCUCAUAUUCGAUCCAAAAGCUUUACACUAGCAAUUGAAGCAUUUGGAAAGGUUGGCUGUGUUGAGCAGGCAGAAGAGAUUUGGCGAGAGAUCAAAUCAACAAGGAAGCUAAAGCUUACAGAACAGUUCAAUUCCAUGUUAUCAGUUUACUGCAGGCAUGGCCUUGUGGAUAAAGCAGCGGCCGUGUUCAAAGAAAUGAGAGCAAGUGGUUGUCAACCAAAUGCUAUUACGUAUUGUCACUUGGCAUUGGGUUGCUUGAAAGCAGGUUUUGUGAAACAAGCUGUGAACACAAUGGAUAUGGGAAAAAAGGAAGUUGUCACAAGGAAGGUGAAAAGUUCAACACCAUGGUUGGAGACCACUCAUUUAUUGCUUGAAAAUUUUGCAGAGAUUGGUGACUUAGAAAAUGCGAAGAAAGUUUUUGCAGAACUGAAUGAAUCAAAGUACUGUAGAAAUUCCUUUGUGUAUAAUACCCUUCUAAAAGCUUAUGUUAAAGCAAAAGUUUAUGAGCCAGAUUUUGUAAAGACGAUGAUUUUGAGAGGUGCAAUGCCUGACGCCGAGACACAUAGCCUUCUGGGACGCGGCUCAUCUGACGUACGGCCCACACACUGACGUGUGGGCCCGGACCCACCCAUCAGCGGCCCAACGGUAGGGGGCCGUACGUCAGGGGAUCCGGCUCCAGCCUUCUGAGACUGAUUGAACAGUACAAGACAUGAUACUGUCCAUACAGUAACCACUAACCAACUGCCGGGGCUUUGAAGGAUUAGGAUGAAAAGGAAACAUCAGUGCUAAGUUGAGCCAUUUCUUCUGCACACGAUGCAUUCAAUCGUCAUUUGACUGUGGGAGUGGUACAUGAACAUGUGCACAAUCCAAUUGAUGAAUGCACCUUCUUUUGGUAUCCAAGCAGGUUGCCCAAAACUUGCAUGGUCAAAAUAUCGAAACUGGUGUUUCCUUUGUGUAUGAGUUGCAUAAAACAAUCAGUUAGGUCAGCGAGUCUUUGUUAGAAUGUAUAGUUUUUUUAUUGCCAUUUUGAUUUUGUUUCUGAAACAUUGCAGGAGAUCUGCAUUUCACUUAAAACUAGACUAGAAGGGACCAAGGGAAAUUACACCAGUCACUGGACAAACACUUCCAAGAAAAAUUACAAACUCAGCAUUUUACAGUUACGUCGAGACUAGAUAGACAUGUUACAUGUACUGAAGAUAUUGUACUACCCAUAACAGUAUUUGUAGCUCUCUAUUGCUACGUUGUUCCCAGGUGCUGGUCACAAAAUGAGCAAUCAUGUGCAUAUCCAGGAGCAGUCUGACAUUUUUGCAGAGGUUUGCACAUGGACAAGGUUUGAGAAGCUGGUGAAUUCCAUAAACUCUAUUUGACGCUGACCCAUCCAACCAUCUUGAUCUCCAGAACUACCAAUGGUGAUACUUUUGGACCUCGCGAAAUAUCUGUGAUAUACUCUAUAGUGUUUCCUGUUGUUCGGUGUAAUCAAAUGA